AUGGACCACGGCCAUCUGUACAUACCACUCUGGACUUUCGGCACAUCGAAAGAUAGCUCAAUCUUGGAUAUAUUUACCACUGUCCUGGGUAUCUACACUCUUGACCUUGCUGAAACUUCGUCGCCCAACCUUGCCAGAAGGAGCCACAAUCCCACUCACAACGAAAGUGUGCGAAGAUACAUGGAAAAUCGCAUCAAGCAACAGGGCGAUUUAUUUACGCACACCAUGCAAGAUGCUUAUCCUGUCAAGCAGGAAUUAAAAGCUCGAGGGGGAAUAUCGCUGGAGUUCAUCUUGUUUGAGCCUGUCGUCUUCCUACAAGGCGAUGUCAAGCGCGAUCCCAAUUCUCCGGAAAAGCCGGCUCUUAUCAGAGGCAGGAUUAAUCUACAUGCUCCUCAUCCGAUCAGAUUGAAGAGUUUCUCGGUCUCUUUCCAUGGAAAGGCUUGCUUAAAGCCGUUUGGAAAUAACGCAAGGACACAAGAUGUGAUCAAUUCCAGUAUUACAUAUGCCGAGGAUGGACACCUGAUCUCCACAGACUUGGACGACUACAGUCAAUCCACGACCGAAUGCACCGCAAGGGAACACGCUGCGGAAAAGCGUAGAAACUCUGCCCCAACACUGAUGACCCGACCGAUUGCACCGCCCGAGUAUGAUGCACAAGAUGAAGAGUCCUUCCGGCGGAGAUCGAUCAGUGGAUAUUCUCGGGAUUCCGUCAGAGCCCAGGUGAAAGGGAGGCAAGACCUGUUACCCGCCGGAAAUCACACCUUUCCGUUUGAAUUCGUUGUGCUCAAUCUGCUCCCCGAGUCGAUCGAUACCUAUCUGCUGUCUAUUCGCUACUACCUCGAAGCCCGGAUUGAAUUCGGCGGCUUCUUUGGCUCAAAGCUGACCUCGCAGCUUCACGUCCCAAUUGUUCGCUUACCACCCGAAGGCUCGUUGGAAAUGACUGAGCCAGUCACUCUCAUGAGGGACUGGAGCAAGAACCUGCAUUAUCAUUUCUUCCUGCUUGGAAGAAGCUUUCGUCUGGGAUCACAAAUUCCUAUUAGACUGGGACUGCUCCCUUUGGUCCCGCUGAAAUGCAUUGCCGUGCAAGUUCUUAUUCAGCAGCACAUUCGGUACUGGGAUAUUGACCGGACAAAUUGUCUGAUCGAUUCGGGCAAACGAACGAUCCUUCUGCUCGAGAAGAAUGUCGGGGCUGAAUGCCGAAGCGUCUUUGCUGGUGGAAAUGUUCACAUCACGAAAGAGCAAGAUAAAACAGAAAUGGAGGACCUGAAGAAUACGAGUCUGCUUGGGAGCAUGCUGCAACCGUGUCAAAUUGAAAUGCAUGUGCAAUUACCCAGGUGUCUGGACCUCAAGCAGCGACCCUCGUAUCAAAGAAUCCAUGCAAGCAGCACCAUCGGGAGACUGGAUGUCAGUCAUUGGAUUCAGGUCGUCCUGCGUCUUUCCUUGAAUGACACAGAUAGUGGGAUUUCCACGACGGGGCGGAGUAUCUCUCAACGACUCACUCUUCAAACACCCAUCACCAUUCGGUCAUGCAAGGCAACUGCAUCCAACAUCUACCCUCCGCCGUACACAUUCGAACCUGGGUUAGACCUGGGAUCGUUUCAAAACACGACCUGCGACUGUCAAAGCAGCGCCACACCAUUUUCUUUCCCUGAUAACAGUGAGAUGGAAGAUUCUAGGCCGAGAGAUUACCAACCCAUCGAGUCAGUCUCGCCAUAUAGUGCCCCGUUGUUUAAGUGCUUGAGCCCUUGUGAUACCCCUACCCUAAACACGGAAGAGUUGGGUACCUGA
Molecule: messenger RNA, 1788 nt
Organism: Penicillium oxalicum
Lineage: Eukaryota; Fungi; Ascomycota; Eurotiomycetes; Eurotiales; Aspergillaceae
Exons: 3
Coding region: 1-1788 (595 amino acids)
Biological process (GO): ubiquitin-dependent endocytosis
Cellular component (GO): cytoplasm; cytosol
Molecular function (GO): ubiquitin protein ligase binding; protein-macromolecule adaptor activity
Source: RefSeq, a predicted model, not a curated record